UUCGACUAGGACAGACGUUCGCUCACAAGUCAUAAGUAUUUUCGCAAAGAAAAGUGUUGUGAUAAUGCAGUUAGCUGAUAUUUUGUGUUGGGUGGUGUUGACGAUAACUGUCACAGCAUGUGUCGCGGUGGAAGAACAAGAUACCGAAAUAGAAGAAACACCAGAUGGUAAAAGAAUAAUAAGUAAAAGAGAAGCAACAUUGAUACUAGAAGACUAUCCACUCGAUAGAAUAUUUCAGAAGCCUAAAGUAAUAUACAGAAGAAUAUCGAAGCAGAGAUACGGACCUCCAAAAUCAAAGUAUGGACCACCAAAGCCGAAGUACUGGCCUCCGAAAGCAUCAAGGAAACCGUCAAAGAAAAUGCGCAAGGGAAAUCCAAAAGCUACUCCUCCUAAAUAUGGAACACAAAAGUCCACCAAUAAACAUAGAACUAACUUAAACAGAAAGCGAGCAUCGAUACCUAAAUCAGGCAAAGUGAGACUUAACAACAAACCAGUAUUCGGACAUAUUCUUAAGUUACCUCAUUAUUCUAUCUUCGCGCCUGACAAACCAAGUUUUGGGGAACCACCAGUAGCGCAUGCCAAUGAUUACCAGGACCAAAAACAAAGUUACGGGGAACCACCCGUUGACUCCUAUGGGGCGCCUCUAAAAACCAGUAUCAGUGACAUUUACUCAACUCCUCAGAGCUUCCAGGAAACAUCACAACAUUAUGACAAUCGUGGACACAACAGACAUGAGUACCAAUGGACUAAGCAUACUCCACCUCCUGAUUCAAACUACGCUUUCUCAAAAAAGAAGCCUUCUUACACCGACAAUAAAAUUUUCGUCACUCCUAUUCCUAAAGACUAUACUGAAGAUGCUACGGAAUUAGACGCUGCAAAUAAACAAGUAAUGCAGGAUACCAAAUUUUUCUUUAGAAAAAAGCGUCCAUUUUACUUUGCAGAUUCAAAGUUACUGAACAAGCCGUGGAAACCAAAUAAGCAAGAUGACUUUGACGAUGAAAUUAUUGUUGGUGGACAGUAUGCUGAGCCUCCAGGGAGGUACGUGACAAAACUACCGCAUCAAUCACCAAUGUAUGAUGACAAUGAAGAAGAGGAGGACUCGUUCACUGCUCAACAUGGCUACGUUGACGUCGACAUGGCGUUGUCAGCUAAUAACUCACCGUACUCCAACUACAAGCACAGCAACAUGGCGUUCAGUCCACAAAAUCUGAACGAUGCCUUCAGUAUAGUUGACUAGGUUUAAGAAAAAUUGUUUUAUUUAUGGUAUUGAAAUAAAAGAACGGUCGUAUGGAAAAUGUAAACAGAAAAGAAUGUGCAAUACAAUUGUUUAUGUAUGA
This is a messenger RNA of Spodoptera litura, 1337 nucleotides long. RefSeq lists its product as uncharacterized. NCBI's taxonomy places the organism in Eukaryota, Metazoa, Arthropoda, Insecta, Lepidoptera, Noctuidae. The record is from RefSeq and is a predicted model, not a curated record.